Scatophagus argus is the source of this 2587-nucleotide messenger RNA. It is a transcript of the gene fermt3b, whose product is annotated as FERM domain containing kindlin 3b. The coding region runs from base 238 to 2175 and encodes 645 amino acids. Lineage: Eukaryota; Metazoa; Chordata; Actinopteri; Scatophagidae. The record is from RefSeq and is a predicted model, not a curated record. Gene Ontology annotation, biological process: integrin activation; integrin-mediated signaling pathway; leukocyte cell-cell adhesion. The transcript is spliced from 15 exons. Gene Ontology annotation, cellular component: cell-substrate junction. Gene Ontology annotation, molecular function: integrin binding.
AGUGUUUCUUGACAAAAGUGACAAAAGCAAGCGCGGACAUCGCUGCACAGACCACAAGCUGCUCAGCCCAAGAGAGGUUAAACUGCUGCACAUUUGCACAGCAAAAUUAAAAACCCUGGGAAAUUGCUUCAGAGAUCCAAGAGGCACGGGAGUCCCUUUCCAUUUCUCGAAACUUUGGACCGAGGAGACAAACGACUUGUCUCCUGCAUUUCUUUCUCUCUCUCUCUCUCUCCCAGUAUGGCUUCGUGGGACCUGUCAGUGACGGUGGAGGACCUGGGAUCUGAUGCGCCUCCUGUCACCGUCAGCGUGACCUCUGACCUCCACGUCGGAGGGGUCAUCCUAAAACUGGUGGAAAAGACACAGAUCAAGCGUGAUUGGUCAGACCAUGCGCUGUGGUGGGAGCAGAAGCAGCGGUGGCUGCUGCGGACAGCCUGGUCUCUGGAGAAAUAUGGCAUCCACGCCGACGCCAGGCUGUUCUUCAUGCCCCAGCAUAAGCCCUUGAGGCUGUGUCUGCCCAGUGGCAUCACCCUGAGGCUCCGAGCCUGCUUCUCCAACCCCGUCUUCCAGACCGUGAUGGGCAUCUGCAAAAUGCUCAACAUCCGUCACCCCGAAGAGCUGUCACUCCUUCGGCCUGUAGAGUACAAAAAGAAGAAGAAAGAUAAAGACUCGACUGAGGAGAUCUACGACCUGACCGAGGUGCCCCUGACCUCGGUGUCUCGGCCCUGUCUGUAUGAUGGCAUGCCAGCUCACUUUGCUGACUCACCUCAGAUGGAGGCCAUCUACAAGAUGCUGUCAGUCACCCAGCCUCCCCCCACCCCCGAGGUCAUAGCCAAGCAGUACCGCGCAGCCAGUGUGGUGGACAAGGCUCACAUCCAUGGCAGGUGGUUGGACUCAUCCCGCUGUCUUAUGCAGCAGGGCAUCCAAGAAAAUGACAGAGUCUGGAUUCGCUUCAAGUACUUUACGUUCUAUGAUAUGGAUCCCAAGUACGAUGUUGUGCGUCUCACCCAGCUGUAUGAGCAGGCGCGCUGGGCCAUCCUGCUGGAGGACAUCGACUGCACCGAGGAGGAGAUGAUGCUGUUUGGAGCUCUACAGUACCACAUCAGUAAGGUGUCUCAGUCCGAGCCCCAGAUGCUGAGCUCCAGUGCAGCCAUGGAUGACCUGGAGUCCGCCCUGCAGUCCCUGGAGGUCAAGAUGGAGUCAGAAGGCAGCUCUGCAUCUGAGAUGCUGGAAAACAUGACUGCACCAGAACUCAAUGACUAUCUGAAGAUUUUCAGGCCAAAGAGGCUGACGCUGAAGGGAUAUAAGCAAUACUGGUUCAAGUUCCAGGACACCUCCAUCUCUUAUUUCAAGAGCAAAGAGGAGAGCAUCGGAGAGCCUAUUCAACAGAUUAACCUCAAAGGAUGUGAGGUGGCUCCUGAUGUUAAUGUGACAGCACAGAAGUUCCUUAUCAGACUCCUUAUACCGGCCCCUGAGGGCAUGAACGAGGUCUAUCUGCGAUGUGAAAACGAGCAGCAGUACGCUCAGUGGAUGGCUGCAUGUCGACUGGGCUCCAAAGGCAAGACUCUGGCUGACAGCACUUUCGAGAACGAGAUCCAGAGCAUUCGCUCCUUCCUGGCUAUGCAAAAGACCAGCUCCAGUUCCCAUGGCAACGCACCUGCCAACGAUGAAAGCAUCAAUACUCACAGUCUGGUGUCGCCACGCUACCAUAAGAAGUACAAAGCCAAACAGCUGACCCCUCGUAUCCUGGACGCCUAUCAGAACGUGGCUCAGCUCUCACUGACAGAUGCAGUGAUGCGCUUCCUGCAGAUCUGGCAAGCCCUGCCUGACUUUGGACUCUCAUACUUUGUUGUCAGGUUUAAGGGAAGUCGAAAAGAUGAAGUAAUGGGAAUAGCUCCCAACCGUCUGAUCCGCAUCGACCUGGGCGUGGGUGAUGUGGUGAAGACCUGGCGCUACAACAAUAUGAAGCAGUGGAAUGUCAACUGGGAUAUACGACAGGUGGCCAUAGAGUUUGAAGGCAACGUCAAUAUUGCUUUUAGCUGCGUGACCGCCGACUGCAAAAUCGUUCAUGAGUUCAUCGGAGGCUACAUUUUCAUGUCGACGCGCAGUCGUGACAAGGGCGACGUGCUCAAUGAGGAGCUUUUCCACAAGCUGACCGGAGGCCACGAAGCUCUCUGAGACUAAAACUUACAACAACAAAACAAAUAUGGAUGUUUCACAGCAUACAUCAGAUCUCCUAUGUGUCUCAGCAGUGGAAAACCAUGUAGAGUAGGAAUUCAUGUUCCAUUUAGGCGACCGCAAAAGGUCAAAAUAAGAUAUUCUGACCAAGUGUUACAACCCACCUUGUCAGUUCAUCCAAGCUUUUAUAUAGUCACACACACACACUGUCAUAAGCUACAUCAUUGGAUGGAUUACUUAACAUGUUCAGACAGGUCAAGACUCCACUGGUUGUCCUGCUGAUUUCCCCUUAACUUCAGAACGGGCUACUCAUGGAAAGGUAAAAUCAACAGGAACACGACAAGAAACACCAACAACAUGUAGGAAAAUACAAUUAAUAUGAAAUGUUUUCCCUAAUAAACUUAUGAAGAAA